Molecule: messenger RNA, 1320 nt
Organism: Xiphophorus maculatus (southern platyfish)
Lineage: Eukaryota; Metazoa; Chordata; Actinopteri; Cyprinodontiformes; Poeciliidae
Gene: colec11
Product: collectin subfamily member 11
Exons: 7
Coding region: 100-942 (280 amino acids)
Source: RefSeq, a predicted model, not a curated record
CCCAGAAAUCAAAGCUGCUGCAGAUCUGGAAGCUGGAGUCGCCUGUCUGGUCUGGAAAACACUCGUCAAGUAAACACACCAUCCAGUCCAUGUGGAAGAAUGGCACGAUGGAAACCUUUACUCCAUGCGACUCUGAUAUCUGUGAUGAUGAUGAGUUUAUUACAAGUGCAGCUAUUACAUGGACAACAAGUGGCAGAAGACUCCUGUACAAUUCAGAUCCUUGUCCCUGGACUCAAAGGAGAACCAGGAGAAAAAGGACAAAAAGGAACGCCUGGCAGACCAGGAAGAGUCGGCCCUCCAGGAGGGAACGGAGAACCUGGGCUUAAAGGACAGAAAGGAAUUAUGGGACAUCAUGGAAAAUUUGGCCCAAGUGGAAUAAAAGGGGUUAAAGGUGACAUGGGCGACCCAGGACCUAGAGGUCCUAACGGAGAGCCAGGUGUUCCAUGUGAGUGCGCGUCAAUGAGGAAGACGAUUGGAGAAAUGGACAUCGUCGUGGCUCACCUGUCCUCAGAACUGAACUUUAUUAAAAAUGCACUGCCCUCCCCUGCAGCUGUUGCAGGCAUAAAAGAGACAGACAGUAAGGUCUAUCUGUUGGUGAAGGAGGAGAAGCGCUACGCCGACGCCGAGGCUUACUGCCAGGCGAGGGGGGGGCACCUGGCCAUGCCGAAGGACGACGGAGCCAACGCGGCCAUCGCCGGCUACAUAACAGAGGCAGGCCUGAGCAGAGUCUACAUCGGCGUUCACGACCUGGACCAGGAAGGGCUUUUCACCUACGUGGACCGCUCCCCGAUGAGCACCUUCAGCAGGUGGAGGCAAGGGGAGCCCAACAACGCCUACGACGACGAGGACUGCACGGAGAUGGUGGCGUCCGGGGAGUGGACCGACGUGGCCUGCCAUCCCACCAUGUUCUUCAUCUGUGAAUUUAACAAAGACUCUGUGUGAGAACGGGGAUAAAACCACACACUACUGGAGCGAUUAACUACAUUAGUCAUGAAUGGUCAUGAUUAAUCGAUAGUUGAAAUAAUCUUCAACUAAUUUAGUAAUUGAUUAAUCAUUCAAUUAAUCAUUUACUGGAGUACACUGAUUUUAAAGAGGUUGUUUGCAAAAAGAAAGACAUACUCAAAGAUGUAAUUAAGCCAAAACUGAACAAAAAUAUAUAAAUUUUGCAUUUAAGAUAAAAUAUAUGUAUUUGUGUAUAAAUCUGUUCUAUCCAGUCAGAACUGCUCCUAACUUCACGUGGUUCAAAAUCUUCAAUUAAAAAAAGAAAUCUAUCUCCUGUAAAGAACAUUUUCCUAUCUAAUUAUUAAUUGGUUCAUCCAA